Molecule: messenger RNA, 2075 nt
Organism: Pantherophis guttatus
Lineage: Eukaryota; Metazoa; Chordata; Lepidosauria; Squamata; Colubridae
Source: RefSeq, a predicted model, not a curated record
GGCCCAAGAGAGGUCUUUGCUGCCCUCUGCUGGACGGUUGUGGAACUCAUUUCUCAAACACGUUUCCUGUUUAUUUUUUCUUGCAAAGUACAGAGACUUCCACAUGAAUCAUUCAAGAGGAAACGAACUUUUUUGUUUGUUUUUUCCUGGUCUUUUCUCUUUCGUUUUCUGAACGCCCUGAAGAGAAAGCAGAAGACGAGGCUUUCCUUACAAUUCCCAGGCUGAGCCUUGAACCCGGGACUGGACGGGCAGAGCGGUGGUCCAGCCUUUGGAGGAAGUGGGCGGCAGCUGCACCCCCUUGCCGGGGUCAGGGGGAAGGGCAGGGAACCAGAAGGACCAGCGGCACUCAGGAGCCAAGCAUGGCCCAGGCAGAGGCCCCCAUUGAGACCCCAGCCCUGGGCCGCCCCUUCCAGCUGGGGAUGCUGUACGACUGCCGCAGGGAUACCCUCAUCCCAGGAGUCACCCUUUGGGAUUACGACUCUCUUCAGAAGGACCUGACCAUCAAGCCUCAGCCCAAAACUGAAUCUGAAAUCAUUGCAUCCGACAGCAUAGAUGAUAAGAGCUCUGCCCUGGACAUCUCAGCCUCCCUCACGGCCAGUUUCCUGGGAGGGCUGGUUGAAGUGGGAGGGUCAGCCAAGUAUCUUCAUGACAAAAAGAAGUCCAAGAAACAGGCCAGAGUCACCGUUCAGUACAAAACCACCACCAGGUAUGAACAGCUGACAAUGAACCACCUAGGAAUCCAGAAUAUCUCUCACAAAGCCGUCUUUGAGCAUGGCACAGCCACCCAUGUGGUCACCGCCAUCCUCUAUGGAGCCCAGGCCUUUUUUGUCUUUGACCGAGAAGUUUCUUCAAAGGAGAUGGUAAAAAAUAUAGAGGGAAACCUCCGGGCUACACUCACGAAGGAAAUAUCUAUUGGAGGAGAAGCAGAGGUCCAACUGACUGCGAAGGAGAAAGAGGAUGCUCUGAAGUUCAGGUGCAAAUUCCAUGGAGACUUUUCUUUGGAGAAAAAUCCAGUCACUUUCCAAGAUGCCAUGAAAGUUUAUGAAACUCUCCCAAAAAUGUUAGGGAAAGAUGGGGAGAAGGCUGUGCCUAUGAGGGUCUGGCUCUACCCUCUGACCAAGCUGGACACCACAGCAGCUAAGAUGGUCCGUGAGAUCAGCCUAACGUUGAUCUUUGAUGCUAAAAUGAUCUUGGAGGAUCUCAAUGAAAUCCAGAUGCAAAGCAACGAUCUAGCCAAGAAUCCCAUUGCUGAGACCUUCCCUGAGAUCCAGAGGAAGAUCCAGCAGUUCAAGGAUCUCUGCAAGCAACACAGGCAGACUUUCCAGAAAGAGCUGGCCAGAAUGUUGCCUUCCAUCCGGGGAGGAGGGCAGGAGGAAGGGACCCUGGUGGACCUCUUGAUGUCCGUCAACCAGUCGCCCUUCAACAGCCAAAGACUCCAUCAAUUUCUGGACAGCAAAAAAAGAGAAAUUAACUUUGUCAAAUCUUAUCUGACUAUUCUAAAUAAUAUAGAAGUUAUCUCAUCUCAGAACAAGCUGGAAGAAAUAGUUCUGGACCCCCAGAAUGUACAUGUGGUCUCCUUUACAUUCACUUCUUUACGUGAAGAGGAGCCAUUUCUGUUGAGCUUACAGAAGUGGCUUCAGGAGCAAUUCUUGCAAGAAUCAACCAAGUCCACAAGAUCCAGUCCUGGGGUGAAGGAAGGCAUGGCCUGGUUUGAAGACAAGGAGAGGACCCGCAAUUCUCGCCAAGCUGCAAAAUCCAUCAAAGACUUUUUCAGUAUCAAUCAAUCCAAUGAGAAGGUCCGCUUUGUUGUGGCCUCAAAACCAGAUGUGGACACCCCAGGAGCCUCAGUACACUUUUAUGAGGAUGGAGAGCUGGUCAGCAAGAACUAUGAGUUGCCCUCAAAACCACUCCAAUUCCUGAUCAGUGAACUGAGACACGACAGCAUUCAACUGAAGUUUCAGCCAGCUGAAUAUGGAAAGGCUUCCAUCUCCAACUAUCUGGUAAAGUACAAGGUUGCAGGGGAAGAUAACUGGAAGACCAUGAGGACAGAGGACAACAGGAGAUGUUCCUGCUGA